This is a messenger RNA of Ilex paraguariensis (yerba mate), 2287 nucleotides long. NCBI's taxonomy places the organism in Eukaryota, Viridiplantae, Streptophyta, Magnoliopsida, Aquifoliales, Aquifoliaceae. The record is from the annotation of a GenBank genome assembly.
CUGGUACCUCCCUAUAUAACUUUCCACUCUCCUAUUCCAUCUUUUCUCAUCGUCUCAUUCCACUCACAGCCACGCAACCUACAACCUGAAGUUAUCCCCUCUCUCUCUCUCUAUCUCAUCUAAGGAUUUUGGCAGUUCAAUCUGCAAUAAGUGUAGUUAGCCAAAGUGAAGGGUGUGAAGUUAGAAGCUCUUUUUAUGUCUGAGUGGGCAUCUCUUUUUUUGUCAUCUAUUGGGUUGCUUGGAGAGUAUUGUCCUAAGUCUAGGAAAAAGGAGAGACAUUUCUCUGCUAAAGUUGGCUGUAUGCAUCUUGCUCAAUUUCGGGGAUAUAACUCGGACUACCAGGGUUGCCAGUGUAAGCGACCUUUCCCAUUUUCAAAGAAUUUGACCAAUUUUCAAGAAAUAAUCACCAUAAGAGAUACCUUGCACCCCUUCUGAUAAAAUCAAUUGUAGAAUACAUAUUUUGUGGAAAGCAAAAUGGCUUUACAAAAUAUUGGUGCUGGAAACAAGGAUGAUGCCUUUUAUAGGUAUAAGAUGCCAAAAAUGAUAACAAAGAUUGAAGGUCGAGGAAAUGGCAUCAAGACUAAUGUGGUUAAUAUGGUUGAUAUUGCUAAGGCCUUGGGUAGGCCUGCUUGUUACACCACAAAAUACUUUGGUUGUGAGCUCGGAGCCCAAUCCAAAUUUGAUGAAAAGACUGGAACAUCACAUGUUAAUGGGGCACAUGACACUUCAAAACUUGCUGGACUUCUGGAAAACUUCAUUAAGAAAUAUGUACAGUGUUAUGGUUGUGGGAAUCCUGAAACUGAAAUAAUCAUUACAAAAUCUCAAAUGAUUACGCUGAAAUGUACUGCAUGUGGGUUUUUGUCGGAUGUUGAUAUGAGGGACAAGCUCACAACCUUUAUUGUCAAGAACCCUCCUGAACAGAAGAAGGGGUCAAAGGAUAAGAAGGCAAUGAGGAGGGCUGAGAAAGAGCGACUCAAGGAAGGAGAGGCUGCUGAUGAGGAGCAGAAGAAACUGAAGAAAGAGGUUGCAAAGAAGAAAGGCUCCUCUGGUGGUUCAAAGGAUGCGGCUUCCAAAGCAAUGACCAAGAAGAAAGCCAAUGCCUCUGAUGAGGAUCACUCCUCAGUGGGCAGCCAGGCAGAUGAGAAUGAAGCAUUGGUUGUCGAUGAUGAUGGUAACGAUGAUAUCGAGUGGCAGACUGACACAUCUGUGAAGGCAGCUCAGCAAAGGAUUCAGGAACAGCUUAGUUCCAUUACAGCUGGCAUGGUUAUGCUUUCUACCAAUGAAGAGAAGCCAAAGUCGGGCAAAAACUCUCCAGGACGUGAAGAGAAACCCAAGAUCAAUGGACAUGUGAACGGGGUUAAAUCUUGUAAUCCCCAUGAGAAGCUCGUUGACGAGAUCAAGGAAUACCUCAAGCAGGGUUCCCCUGUGGGCCAGCUCAAGUCCUUCCUUGGAUCUCUCUCUGGUACUGCUCAAGAGAUCAUGGAUGCCCUGUUUGAAGCUCUUUUUUAUGGUGUUGGAAAGGGAUUCUCCAAGGAAGUGGUUAAGAAGAAGAAGUUCAUCUUAGCUGCCUCUCAGGAGGAGGGAUCACAGUCAGCUCUGCUUCAUGCUAUUGAGGCUUUCUGCCGGAAAGCAAGCCCCGAGGUGGCGAAGGAGGUUGGAUUGGUUCUGAAAGCACUUUAUGACAAUGAUAUACUGGAAGAAGAGUUUGUUGUGGAGUGGUAUGAGAAGGGCUUGAAUGGUGGUAAUAGGGGUUCCACAAUCUGGAAGAAUGUUCAGCCGUUUGUGGUGUGGCUACAGAGUGCGGAGUCUGAAUCUGAAGAGGAGUGAGCCAGUGUGCACUUCUUCCCAGUCAGGUGUCCAAGCUUUUCCUGCUUUUGUCUUGCAUUUCCCUAGCUUCUUGUUGGUCUGUUAUCUAGUAUUUACUAUUACUAGUGGAUGAUGUCUGGUUUGCAUUGUUAGUCUGAGGAAUAAGCACUUGGUAUGGGUCCGUACAGCAUGUUUGAAGGUAGCUGGCUCUGUCAGUGCCCUGAAAUAAAGUGGAAACUUAGCAGCAGGUGUUUGUUAACUGCCGAGUCUCCGUUGUGUUGCUUCUGUUUGUUUUUACUGGUCGUUAAGACUAUAUUUGACCUUAUUGUAAUGACUUUUAAUGGUUAGUUUCAUUCGGAGUAUUCAUGUUGUGUGUGAUGUUUCUGUUUCCUGUUCCACAAACCGUUGGGGGAUUUUUUUCGUUAUCACGAAUGUUGGAAGUGUUUACUGAGAAUUGUCUAUGAGAUUUGGCAGGUUAUCA